This is a messenger RNA of Nyctereutes procyonoides (raccoon dog), 1918 nucleotides long. RefSeq names its product cellular communication network factor 5 (gene CCN5). The transcript is spliced from 5 exons. Bases 362 to 1114 code for a protein of 250 amino acids. Gene Ontology annotation, biological process: cell adhesion; signal transduction. Lineage: Eukaryota; Metazoa; Chordata; Mammalia; Carnivora; Canidae. Gene Ontology annotation, molecular function: integrin binding; heparin binding. Gene Ontology annotation, cellular component: extracellular region; extracellular matrix. The record is from RefSeq and is a predicted model, not a curated record.
CUGCCCAGAGUCCGGGCCACGGGGCUUCGGAGGACGUGGGUCAGCGCUGCACACGGGCUAUUUGCUGAGCUCUUCCUGGGUCCGCAGCCCCCCAGGGCUCGGGCAGGGGUCUGGGGGCAGAGCCACAGCAGCAGCAGCAGCUCCGAAGGCCCCCUUGGGCUGGGAGGAGCUAGAGAGGCCCCUGCCAGCCUGUCACAGGCUCUUGGCACUGGCUCUGGCUUUCACACACGCAAACACAGACACACGCACACGCACACACUCACACUGGCAGGCACCCGCUUGGUGGCCUCCACGUCUCAUCUUCAGACUUACAGGUCCUGCCUCCCAGGCUCAAAGCUGGCUCCGUGGGGGACACAGUGACAUGAGAGGCACACCACAGACCCUCCUUCUGGCCUUCUCCCUCCUCUGCCUCCUCUCAAAGGUGUGUGCUCAGCUGUGCCCAAUGCCGUGUGCCUGCCCCUGGCCACCACCCCGAUGUCCACCGGGGGUGCCCCUGGUGCUGGAUGGCUGUAGCUGCUGCCGGGUGUGUGCGCGGCGGCUGGGGGAGCCCUGUGACCACCUCCACGUCUGCGACCCCAGCCAGGGUCUGGUUUGCCAGCCCAGGGCGGGCCCUGGUGGCCGAGGGGCCGUGUGCCUCUGGGGAGAUGAUGAAGGGAGCUGUGAGGUGAACGGCCGCGUGUACCGGGACGGGGAGACCUUCCAGCCCCACUGCAGGAUCCGCUGCCACUGUGAGGACGGCGGCUUCACCUGUGUGCCGCUGUGCAGGGAGGACGUCCGGCUGCCCAGCUGGGACUGCCCGCAUCCCCGGAGGGUUGAGGUCCCCGGCAGGUGCUGCCCUGAGUGGGUGUGCGACCGGGGAGGGGAGCUGGGGACCCAGCCCCUCCCAGCCCAAGGACCCCAGUUUUCUGGCCUUGCCGCUCCCCCACCUCCUGGAGUCCCCUGCCCAGAAUGGAGCACAGCCUGGGGCCCCUGUUCAACCACCUGCGGGCUGGGCGUGGCCACUCGGGUAUCCAACCAGAACCUCCUCUGCAGACUGGAGACCCAGCGCCGCCUGUGCCUGCCCAGGCCCUGUCCACCUGCAAGGGGGCGCAGCCCACGGAACAGUACCUUUUAGAGCAGGGCUGGGAAUAGGGAGGCUCAGUGCCCACCCUCCCCAGCAGGCAACCCCGUGCUUGGGCCCUGAGCAGACGGCAGAUGGCCCCUCCCCACGCCCUUGGCUGGGGCAACGGUAUCCUGGCCCCGGAAGACAAGAAUGUUCACAAGCCGUCUGGUCCAUCUGGACCCUGACAUAGAGUCGGGAUGUAUGCCCCAGUCCCCCUUCCUCUACCUCACAGCCUAGGGGCUGGCCAAGGUGUCCCGGGUCUUCUGGUUCAUUCCUGGCCUCCACACAGCCUUUAUCAAACAUGCGCAUGGGCAAGCUUUCCAGCAGUUAGGGCAACCAGCUGUCCUUUAAUCAGUAGGCCAAGGCAGGUGCUGGGCUGGACUGGCUGUCUUUCUGGGGGUGUGGUGAAGAGGGGCACACAGAUAUUCUGAAUCUCCUGCUCCCUUUCCUGGAGUGAUGAAAGAACAUCCCCGAAUAUGUGCCUAUACCAGAGCCUGUAGGUCUGGCUUAUGCUGUAGAAAGCCCUCCCGAUCCUGGGCAGAAUUCAGAGGCUGCAUUCUUUGCGAAAAUCACGAGGUGAAAUCACAGUUUUGAAGAAAGUCAGAAAACAAGCCUGAGAGUGAUUUGUUAAACCCAGCUUGUAUUAAUAAGAAUGAACCUUUCUCAAGCACCUGCCAUGUGCCAGGCACUGAGCUAGACACUUUAUAUAUAGGUUGGUGCUUUGCGACAUUUAAGACCAGAGGAAAGUAGGGGAGAAUUAAGGAUAACCCCUGGGGACUGGGGAACGUGGCUCAAAAUAAACCAACCCAAGUGUGA